Messenger RNA from Triticum aestivum (bread wheat), 1268 nucleotides. RefSeq names its product cystinosin homolog. Gene Ontology annotation, cellular component: vacuolar membrane. The transcript has 8 exons. Gene Ontology annotation, biological process: L-cystine transport. Bases 222 to 1049 code for a protein of 275 amino acids. NCBI's taxonomy places the organism in Eukaryota, Viridiplantae, Streptophyta, Magnoliopsida, Poales, Poaceae. The record is from RefSeq and is a predicted model, not a curated record. Gene Ontology annotation, molecular function: L-cystine transmembrane transporter activity.
CAGCAAGCAUGGGAGUAAUUGCGUUGACGACGGGGGGACGCUGCACGGGGAAUCGGGGAGAUAUUAAUCGAUUCCUUUUCCUCUGGAUGGAUUCCGACCGUCCUUUUCCCGCACUAUAAAUUCCGGGGCAGCGGCAAGAAUCCGCAGAGAUCGCUGUCAGAAGGCCCUGCACUCAAACUCAGCAGGUGGAGGGGGGCGAUAGAGGCAACGGGCCGCCGGCGAUGUCGUCGUCGUGGAACUCGGUGGGGCUGGAGGUGCUCUACCAGGUCAUCGGGUGGAUCGCCUUCGUCGCCUGGUCCUUCAGCUUCUACCCGCAGGUCGUCCUCAACUACAGGCGCAAGAGUGUCGUCGGUCUGAACUUCGAUUUUCUGGUGCUGAAUUUCACAAAGCACUCUUCCUACCUCAUAUACAAUGCUGCUCUAUUCUUCAGCCCCUUCAUCCAGCAACAGUAUCAUGACAAGUUUGGUGAUAAAGAGAUGAUUCCUGUUGCUGCAAAUGAUGUUGCUUUCUCUCUACAUGCAGUGGCCUUGACAUCUUUUACCCUUUACCAAGUUUUUAUUUAUGAGCGUGGAAACCAGAAAGUCUCCAAAGUGUGCAUAUCAAUCUCUGCUGUUGUCUGGUCAGCUGCUAUUGUUUGCCUCAUUGUAGCUUGGCCAAAAAGUAACUGGCUAUGGCUUAUUGAUGUAUUCAAUUCAAUACAGGUUGCGAUGACAACAGUCAAGUACAUCCCUCAGGCUGUGAUGAACUUCAGGCGGAAGAGUACAGUUGGUUGGAGUAUUGGCAAUAUUUUACUUGAUCUUACAGGGGGGGUGCUGAACUUUGGUCAGAUGGGUGUGCAAUCUAUUGAUCAGCACACUUUAGUGAAUUUCUAUGGAAAUAUCGGCAAGACUCUUCUUUCAUUGGAAACUGUUUUCUUCGAUGUUCUCUUCAUAAUUCAACACUAUGUGUUGUACCCUGUCAAACGGGAUGAGAAUGGUAAGGCCAUCAUUUCUGAGAGGGUAGCUCCUCUGAUCAGGCCCUCAGAUAAGCCUGAAGAAGAUAGUGUAUGAUAUAUGUACAGUACACGCAGUGCUGUCUCAAUUUCUAUCUGUUUUAACAAAGAUAAACCACGAUUAUUUUUCAUGUAUUGUGAAUUAACUGCUGUACAUAUUUCUUCACGGAUUACUGUAAAAAUUUAAAUAUUGCAGACCUUCAGUUUUGUCCUUGACAUUUAUACUUUGUGUAAAGAUUUACAAAAAACAAUAUAUAAUUGAUUUGGCUAGUGUUUA